Patiria miniata (bat star) is the source of this 3663-nucleotide messenger RNA. RefSeq lists its product as uncharacterized. The record is from RefSeq and is a predicted model, not a curated record. The transcript is spliced from 10 exons. Lineage: Eukaryota; Metazoa; Echinodermata; Asteroidea; Valvatida; Asterinidae. Gene Ontology annotation, biological process: signal transduction. Bases 1 to 3663 code for a protein of 1220 amino acids. Gene Ontology annotation, molecular function: protein binding.
AUGUUUUUGGCAGAUAAAGCUAACAUUGAUGAUGAGUACCUCAGGGACUUGUCCUCGAAAAUUGAAUCGUCGUGGAAGGAACUUGCCAAACAUCUAGGAUGUGAAGAAGCGGAAAUUGCAGACAUCCAAACCACCAACGAAGGCGGCACUGAAGAGAGCCGUCACAUGCUACUCACUUGGUGGGAAAAAACGACAGAUCGCGACGAAGGAGCUCAGAAGCUGAGACGAGCAUUGGAGGCCAUCGGGUUGACUGAUUUGGCCCAAAAUGUACCAGUAACAAGCGAAUCAAAAGACGAGGUAGCUGGACCCGAGCUAGAAAAGCGUCAAGAUGCAGGAGUUGACGAGGAGAGCAAACUAAACGGGGCGGCAUCAACCAAAGAAGAAAAUGUGACAAACAACGAAGUACCAAAAGAUAAGGCCGCCAUUGAUGAUGAGUACCUCAAGGGCUUGUCCCCGAAAAUUGAAACAUCGUGGAAGAUACUUGCCAAACAUCUAGGAUUUGAAGAAGCGGAAAUAACAGACAUCCAAACCACCAACAAAGGCAGCACUGAAGAUAGUUGUCAUAUGCUACUCACUUGGUGGGAAAAGACGACAGAUCGCGAGGUAGCAGCUCAGAAGCUGAGACGAGCAUUUAAGGCCAUUGGGUUGACUGCUUUGGCCCAAAAUGUACCGGUAGCGAGCGAAUCGAGAGACGAAGCAUCUGGAUCUGAGCCAGAAAGGCGUCAUGAUGCAGGAGUUGACGAGGAGAGCAAACAAAACGGGGCGGCAUCAACCGAGGAAGAGAAACUGAAAAAGGAACAAGUUGGUGAUCAAGACAAACCUCGGUUUAUCAGUCGCAGAUAUGUGCAGAUCUUCAUCCGCACUCAGCGAUCACAAAAACCGAAGAUAAUGUGUUUGCAAGUGGAUCCAGAAACAUCUGUAUUGCUCUUAAAAGUGAUAAUAAGCGAGAAAAUUGGUGUGCAUCCUCAACAACAGCGAAUGUUCAUCCGAAGAAACUUUCGUAACUUUGAGCUCCAUAACUUGCUGACACUUCACGACUGUGGAAUUCAUCAGGAUGAGAACAUCUCACUCCGUCUGUGCACUGAUGGCCUACUGGGCGGGGGACCAAAAGACAAACACCCUGAUGAUGAUCAGUUCUUUCGGGACUUGGCUUCGAAAGCUGAAUCAUCCUGGGAAAAAUUGGCCAGAUCCCUGGGAUACGGAGAAGAUGAAAUCAGGCAAAUCCAAACCACCAACCAAGACGACAAAGAAAGGAGCUUACAGAUGCUGCUUUCUUGGUGGAGAAAGCAAGCAAAUCGCAAAGAAGGAUUUCAGAGUUUGAGCGAUGCGUUAAAUUCAAUCGGGCGUGCUGAGCUGGCUUUAAUGAUUCCUUCUGAAGAGCAACGGAGGAUGAAACAGGAAGAAGUUGCAGAAGGGGAGAAAAGGAAAACAUCAUCUCAGGGACGCGGACCAAGACAGGAGAAAGGUACUGAUCGAGACAAACCUCAACCACCGGUACAAGUGGGAGUGACUGGGACAGAAAGCAGAUCAGAUACACUUCCUGACGACAGAUCCAUUUUGAAACAUUCUAAGAAGAUCGGAACACGCUGGGAAGAAUUGGCCUUAAACUUACAUUCCUCAAAAGAAGAUGUUGAAAUAAUUAAGGCUAAUCAUCCCCACGACAUUGUAAAACAGUGCUUUGAGAUGUUAAGCACAUGGUGGAGAAAGCAGGACAAUUACACAGAAGCAAGACAGACGUUAAAGAAGGCUCUGAUUGAUUCGGGCAGGAACGACUUGGUUCGGGAAAUAUUAGGCGAGAUGGGAAGAGCGCAAUCCAGUCCGAGUGAUGCUACUGAUCAUUGCAGGAGUGAAUUAAAAAACCGGUAUACUGAAACAGGUAGCUACGUUCAGUUAAUACCUUGGGCCGGUGACGACAUGAAACAUAUAACGGAUAUAUAUACAGAGUUGCAAUUAGAACAGGGUGACCAGGAUGACAUAGAGGGCGAUGUUCAAGAGUAUGGAGACAUUUUCGUCUUAAAAACAAGAGACGGAAAAGUGAUUAAUCGGGCCAUUUUGUGUGGGUCACCCGGGAUGGGGAAGUCAACCAUUAUUGACAAAAUUGCAUACGACUGGGCAAAGGGUGAUGCACUCAAACAGUUUUCACUUGUGUUUGUUUUGAAAAUGUCCGCUCUCAAGCAAACGUCUGACCUGGUUGAAUCAGUAUUUGAUCAACUUUUAGCAGAUGAUACAGCAGUAGAUAAAGGUGGUUUGGAAUCAUUCAUUAAAGACAAUGGUAGUAGAGUGCUCAUUCUCAUAGAUGGUUUUGAUGAAUUCGGGACAACUAACCUCGAACCAGAGAAAUUUGGGUCCGUUCUAAGAAUGCUCAAUCGAAAAUUUGGUAAAGAAUGUUUUGUAGUUGUAACAACACGCCCCUCUCACUUUGCUAAAUUGAAAAGCAAAAACAAAUCACUCAUUGAGAAACCUUUCACCCAUGUGAAUGUUUUGGGAUUUAGGAUGGAAGAUAUUGGGCAGUAUGUGAGAAAAUUUUUCCGUGCAAAGCUUGAUGAGGCUGAGAGACUUCUUGAUAGAAUUCAGUCAUCGGGUGUACUGUCUGGUUUAGCAAGGAGUCCUAUGAUACUCCUGCUAAUGUGUCUAAUAUGGAGGGAAGAGGAAACACUACCAGAUACUCUAUCAAGAUUGUUCAAUGAGGCAAUUAGAUACAUAUUUCGAAGAAAAAUGCCUGAAAUAUCAAAAGAAGCAAUAUCGGAAGUGGUGAUUUCAAUCGGCAAAGUUGCUUUAGAAGGGCUUAUUUCCCUCGAGCAAAAGCUUUCAUUUCAAGAGGGAGAGUUUGAUAAGAGUGUACUCGAUAAAGCAAUACAAGCGGGUAUUCUCACCAGCCAGAGCGUCAUUAAGUGGCACGGUACGCACAAUAACGUACAGUUUAUUCAUAAGACAAUUCAAGAGUACUGCGCAGCUAUGUACUCUCAGAGUCUUUUAGGCAAAGGCGAUGGGGAAUUUCAGAAGAUUCUUGAUAAACUUGGAGAUCCUAUGAAUUUUGAGUACUUGUUGCGCUUCUGCUGCGGCGACAAUGAACAAUGCACACGGCAUGUAUUGCGGAUGCUGCACGAGAAGAUUCUGCGUGAUAACGAUACUGAACCCAAGCUAGUAAAGGAAUUGGCCUUAAAUUGCUACUUUGAAAGUCAAUCAAGAAAUUUGUUAUCAGUAGAUUUCAUUGAGUCUUUUUUUACUGAAGACAUAGAGUUAAGUGGAAACGACAGCGUUAACUCGUUCGUGUGGUUGCUGCAGCAUGUUGCCGAGCAGAGAGAGCUCUCGGGGGUAGAUUACUCCGAUAAAGUAAGCAAAAUUCACUUAGAGGCGUGUAACCUGUCAAGGUUAAGUAAAGUCGUAGCUUUGCAUUUGCCUGAAUUGAAAAACUUGCGCGUGUUGCAUUUCGAUAGAUGCACACAAACUGAUAGCAGUGAUGCUAACACACUUUUAUCAUCAUUUCGUAAUGGAGGCACGAGCAACCUCGUUCCCAUGAUGUUGAGCGCUGCUUUUGAAAAUGGGGUUAAAAAUAAAUUAGAAUUUGUGGACGAGGCUGAGGCUGAGGCCUCUGUGAAACAGAUGUUUGAGCGCCAAGGGUUGCCGGCAUUUGGAGAUUUCUGCCGUAUCAACUUUCUGUAG